Messenger RNA from Myxocyprinus asiaticus (Chinese sucker), 6887 nucleotides. Its product is annotated as collagen alpha-6(IV) chain-like. Bases 150 to 5216 code for a protein of 1688 amino acids. Gene Ontology annotation, molecular function: extracellular matrix structural constituent. Gene Ontology annotation, cellular component: collagen trimer; basement membrane. The transcript has 46 exons. Lineage: Eukaryota; Metazoa; Chordata; Actinopteri; Cypriniformes; Catostomidae. The record is from RefSeq and is a predicted model, not a curated record.
CUCGCACUUGCAGCGGUGCGCGCAUCGGCUACGCCGCGGAGAGAGGGUUUCUACUGCGAAAGUUUGUUCUUUGAAGCCACUAACAGACGCGUCCUGUGAAUAUAGGACGACAAGGAUAAAUACCCGCGUUUUCCUCAAAACGUUGCAAAAUGAUGCUAAGGUUUUUGGUGUUAGCUGUGGUCUUUUGUGCAGAGUCUACACACGGGGGGUCAGAGCAUCAGGAGCCAUGUGCAGGCCGGAACUGCGGUGGAGCGUGCCAGUGUUUGCCCUUAAAGGGUAGCAGGGGGCAACCAGGGCCACUUGGACUGGUGGGAAGCAGCGGUCCUGAGGGUUUCAUUGGGGGCCCUGGGCCCACCGGCCCGAAAGGAGAAAAUGGUCAUGCUGGACGCAAAGGGCCCUCUGGACUGAAAGGAGACAAGGGCCCAAUGGGUGUUCCGGGGUUUUCUGGUAAUGAUGGUGUUCCUGGACACCCUGGGCAGGAGGGGCCCAGGGGACCACCAGGUCUGGAUGGCUGUAACGGCACGCGAGGUGACCCAGGUGACAGAGCCCGUGAUGGAUUUCCUGGUAUACCUGGAGCACCUGGACUCCCUGGUCAAAAAGGACAGAAAGGAGAACCACGUUAUGUAGAUAUACCAAUAUCCAAUAUAGGGCGCAGAGAUGGCGAUGGCCUUCCAGGUCCAGAUGGAUUUCCAGGUCCAGAUGGAUUUCCAGGUCCAAUUGGGCCCAGAGGUCCAGAUGGAUUUAUUGGUCGUCCUGGUCCACCUGGUCCUCCUGGACCUCCAGGAAGUGCAGGUCAAGGAUACAAAGGGGAACCUGGAGAAAAGGGGGAUGUUGGUCUACCGGGACUCAGGGGCAGUCCGGCCGUUCAGUUUAACGCACCAGCAAUAAGCACUAUCAACAAAGGAGAGAAGGGGGAUAAAGGCUAUGCAGGUAAUCCAGGCCUCCCCGGGAGUCCAGGACCAAUAGGUUUUACAGGUGAGACUGGUGAAAAAGGAAUCCUGGGCUUGCCAGGCUUGAGGGGUCCACCUGGUCUGAACGGACCUCCCGGGGCUCCUGGCAGAAAAGGCUUCACUGGAAGUCUGGGGUUUCUGGGCCAACCAGGCUUUCCUGGACCAAAAGGUGAAAGAGGAGAACCAGGUCCCCCUGGACCAUACUUUCCUUCAACAGAUGACAUUCCAGGUCCUCAAGGUGAUCCUGGUCUUGCUGGUUAUCCAGGGCUAAGCGGAGAUCCUGGUCCUCCAGGACUUCCUGGUCUGCCUGGUCCACCAGGAGUGUCUUCUUUUGUCACAGGUCGUCCAGGCAGUGCUGGGUUCCCAGGUAGUCGUGGACCCAAAGGCCAGAAGGGAAGCCCAGGUCGGGAUUCCUAUGGCCCUGAAGGUCUUGCCGGUAGUCCAGGCCUUCCUGGACCCCCAGGUCCACCUGGACCACCGGGCAAAACAUUAUCUAUAAAUCCAUUCUCUGUGGCAUUACCAGGACCUCCAGGUCAGAGAGGGCCACCUGGCGACAGAGGCUAUAAAGGGUUUAAAGGAGAAGAUGGCGACUGCAAUUGUUUGGGUGGAACAACGACUGGUGCACGGGGACUUCCAGGGCCUGCAGGGCCUUCGGGUUUCAUAGGACCCGGUGGUGCGAAGGGAGAAAUGGGUGACCCAGGCUUCCCAGGAUCCCGUGGACCACAGGGUCCAGAUGGCCGUGCGGGUGAGAGGGGCUUUUUUGGGCGUAAAGGAGAGAAAGGUAAUCCCUUCUUCCCCCAAGGCAGAGGACAAAAAGGUGACAUGGGUCAGCAGGGUCCUCUUGGGCCACUUGGAUCAAGCGGCAACCCUGGAAGAGAUGGAUCUCCUGGCUUCCCUGGACCACCAGGCCCACCUGGAGAUCCAGGUUUUGGGGUUACUGGAGAUAAAGGUUUUCCUGGUAUCCCAGGGUUCAAAGGUCGUCCCGGUGCUGUUGGAGAUCCUGGUAUUGGCUAUCCUGGCAUCGCUGGGUUCAAAGGGGCACAAGGUGAUCCCGGAUUCAACGGUCUUCCUGGAUCACCUGGACCUCCAGGGCCUUCAGGUGACAGCUGUUUGCAGGUGGGGCUUAAUGAUGCCUCUUUGGAAGAGGGAGGAACGCCACUGCCGUGCAGGAUUCCUGGGGAACCUGGGGAUCCAGGAUUCGGUGGUCUUCCUGGGGUGCCAGGAACACAGGGUCAGCCUGGUUCCCCAGGAGUGAGUGGACGUCCAGGUUUUGAUGGGCCAAAGGGUGAGAGAGGAGAACCAGGCACUGGAGGUCUGCCAGGACCUCAGGGUUUCUCUGGACCCAGAGGAGAUCCAGGUUUACCAGGAGUAACAAAAGCUGGCUUACAAGGGUCUCCAGGAAGAGACGGUUUGCCAGGUGUGCCUGGAGCAAAGGGAGAACCUGGUGUGGUGCUUGGGGCCACCCCUGGAGCUCCAGGUCUUCCAGGAAGACCAGGAGAGCCAGGGAACAAGGGUCAACCUGGGACACCUGGUUUACCCGGGACCCCUGGUAUUGAUGGACGCAAUGGUUUCCCUGGUGCAAAGGGUGAGCGAGGUGUGAACGGAAUACCUGGUCCCCAGGGUCCCAUUGGUCCACCGGGCGAAUUGUCUCCUGGGGGUAUCUCUGGACUCAGAGGGCCAGAUGGAGCUAAAGGAUUUCCUGGGCCUUCAGGUUUCCCUGGGUUGAAGGGUGUGAGAGGAGAUCCAGGGCCUCCUGGGUCUGGUGGGAUAAAAGGUGCCACUGGUUUUCCUGGUGUCCCAGGGACACAGGGAUUUAGGGGACUUCCUGGUCCCCCUGGUGCUGGAGCACGUCCAGGCACACCUGGACGACCAGGAAUAAAGGGGGAGAGGGGAUCUCCAGGGUUGUUAGGAUUCCCUGGAUUGCCUGGUUCUCCUGGAAUUCCAGGUAACCCAGGUGUCAAAGGUUCGCCUGGUUUAAUUGCACAGGAUGCGUUACCUGGGAGAGAUGGAGCAAAAGGACUAAAAGGGGAUCGUGGCUCUACAGGUCCACCGGGACCCUCUCCUACAGUGGUUCCAUCUAAGCUGCAGGAAAAGGGUGAACCAGGUGUCCCAGGAAGCAGUGGAUUGCCUGGUUUUCCAGGGCCAAGAGGUGAUAAGGGUUUUUCCGGGCCACCUGGUCGUCCGGGGUUACCUGGACUGCCCGGUAUUGCCGACCAAGCGAAAGGUUUUCCUGGUCAGCCUGGAAUCCCAGGCAUUCCUGGUUCCUCUGGCUUCCCCGGACCCAAAGGAUCACCUGGUGUCAUGGGAUUCCCUGGCAUGCCAGGACCAAGGGGUGAUGAUGGUGGACCUGGAUUUCAAGGAUUUUCAGGCAGUCAAGGACAGCCUGGUGCCAAAGGUGAGAAAGGUGACUCGUAUUCAGUACCUGGGCCCCCUGGACCAAAGGGUGUGGUGGGAGAUCCUGGAUUCUCAGAUGGUCCAGGACUUCGGGGUGAACGGGGUGAUCCAGGUUUCCCAGGAGUCCCGGGAUUCCAAGGCCAGAAAGGUUAUCCUGGAGAGCCAGGAGCACCAGGAUUUGGUGGCCCACCAGGUCUCCCAGGCAGUAAGGGUCUCCCUGGUUAUCCAGGACAGAAGGGACGUGAUGGAGAGCAAGGUCGUCUUGGAGCUUCAGGUCCAGCAGGAGAGAAAGGUCUACCAGGCUUACCCGGUUUAGAUGGACUCAAUGGUCUUCCAGGAUCCAAGGGCCCCCCUGGAGUUCCAGGAGUGAUUGAAGGUGGUCAGCAAGGAGCUCCUGGUAGGGAUGGUCUGAAGGGAGAGAGAGGCCCAUCACGGCCCGGAGCCCCUGGCCUGCCUGGAGAGAGAGGAUUUAAAGGAGAGAAUGGUGCCCCUGGUCGACGAGGCUUACCUGGUAAUCCAGGCCCCCCUGGCCCACCUAGUCCUUCUAAUAUCCCAGGUCUGCUCGGAGACCCCGGACUUCCGGGAUUAGAUGGACGAGAAGGUACCUUUGGCCCUCCUGGCCUCCCUGGUCCACCAGGGCCUGGAACAGUCCAAGGAGACAAAGGAGAUGCCGGAUAUCCUGGACUACCAGGUAUACCAGGAGCACGCGGAGACCCUGGUGGUUCUGGAGCACCUGGAUUUCAAGGCAACCCUGGAUUCAAAGGACAAAGAGGUGACCCUGGUUUUAGUGGUUUACCUGGGCCACCAGGUUUUCCUGGAGAAUCAGGGGGUUAUGGCAUGAAAGGAUUCAAAGGACAGAAGGGUGAUCCUGGUCCUAAGGGGCUUCCAGGUACUAUAUACCCACCUAGCAACUAUACUCAAAAUAGGCCACCUGGGAAUCCCGGCCCACCAGGUUUUGAUGGGCCUCUUGGUCAGCCAGGAACACCAGGCCAGCCAGGCAGUCCAGGAUCCCCAGGUCCCAAAGGACUCAGAGGGCCAGUGGGUAGACUUGGUCCAGUUGGUGCAGCUGGACCUCCGGGAGGUUUUGGUGAGCCUGGACCUUCAGGAGUCCAAGGACCCACAGGAACUCAAGGUACCCCUGGCCAACCGGGGUUGCCAGGUCCUCCGGGGUUACCUGCGCGCAGUAGCAGUAUUGGUUAUACUCUGGUGAAACAUAGUCAGUCCACCCUGGUGCCCAUGUGUCCUCAAGGCAUGGCGAAGUUGUGGGAUGGCUACAGUUUGAUGUAUGUGGAGGGACAGGAGAAAGCCCACAACCAGGAUUUGGGAUUGCCUGGUUCCUGCCUGCCUCAUUUCAGCACCAUCCCCUUCCUGUACUGCACAGUCAAUGAACUUUGUUACUACGCCAGCCGCAAUGACAAAUCCUAUUGGCUGUCCACCACGGCGCCCAUUCCCAUGAUGCCUGUGGCAGAUCAGCAGAUAUCUCAGUACAUUAGCCGCUGCUCGGUGUGUGAGGCCCCUUCUCAUGCAGUCGCUAUCCAUAGUCAAGACCUCACCAUACCUACCUGCCCUCAGGGCUGGCGAAGUCUGUGGAUUGGUUACUCCUUCCUUAUGCACACGGCCGCAGGUGCAGAAGGAGGUGGUCAGUCUUUGGUGUCUCCCGGUUCUUGUCUGGAGGAUUUCCGUUCCACACCCUUCAUUGAGUGCAAUGGUGCCCAUGGCACCUGCCACUACUUUGCCAACAAGUACAGUUUCUGGUUGACCACAGUAGAGCUGGACGAUCAGUUCGUUCAGGGUCCAUCCCAGGAGACCCUGAAAGGAGAGCAGUACCGGUCACGCAUCAGUCGCUGUCAAGUCUGCAUGAAGAUCCUGUAGCUUCUCUAGAUGCUCAACAGGAGAAAGUGACUUUAAUAAAACAGAAAUGAGAAGAGGCAUUUGAAGAUAAAGAAAACAAAAGAUAACUGACGGAUUUGAUUUCAUGCCCUUGACCUAAUGACUGUUGUUGUAUAUGACACCCAGCGGUGGUAAUCUGAUGUGCUAUAUUUGGAGAAUAUGGGGGUUUGAAUGAAAAGAAAUGGAGAAGAGAUUAUUUUUCUCUCUGCUUGCCUAUUAUCAACAGUGGUGCUACAGUACAUAUCUGAAAUAUGUAUGUGUUUUUGUUUAAUUGUUGUUCAUAUAUUCACAGCUACCUCGGAGAGUGCAUCUCAAACUCCCAGUGGACGACAUACAUUUUUCAAAAGCAACUUCUGAUUUAUCUGGUUGUUACUGCAUUUCAAGUACAAUUUGUAUUUGCUUCACUAGCUGAUAUUGGUGCUUUUUUCUUGUUUAUCAUUGGCAAAAUUGACAAACCAGCACUUUGGAAUGUACAUGAAUGAGUGAGAUUUUACAUCAUGGUUAUCACUUGAAAUAAUUAUGAUUUAUCUAACCCAAUAAUUAUGUGUUCUAUAUAAAUUGCACUGAAGUGAAUAUCUGAAAAAUGACUGUAUGUAAAGGUACUUUCACAAGAGCAUUUGAUUUAAGUAAAUUCACCAGUCCUAGGCCAUUCAAACAUCCAUCAAAUGGUAAUGAUGAUUAUGGUUAUCACCAUAUAUCCCUUAAUCUUUAAAAGAUACAUUUUUACAUCAGUAAUUUACUGUGUGUUUGAAUAGAAAAGUGAAACAUAUCAAAGGUUCUUUUGUUAGUGUCAGAAUGAUUCAGUUAGUGUAUUUGUAUACUCAAAGUGUUAAUGCCUUUUUUAACACAUCUAAUUCACUUUGUGCAUUAGAGGAGCUAUAUAGACUAAUUUUGAGUUGAAAAGUCUGGUUGAUUAUAUAAUCACUAUUGCCACUAAGCCUUUCAGUCUCUCACUGGUAGCCUAGAGUACAUAUUGUAUUUUUUAUCAUGUUACAUUUCUUCAUGUGUAUGUAUGUAAGUGAUUAGAUUAUAGUUCAUUUAAUUCAUCCCACUGAUACAAAGAAAAUGUACUGUACAUUAAACAAAGACAAAGAGUUGACUUGUAAAUUUAAUAAUAGGGAAAAAUUUAAGAAUAUAUCCCCAUUUCUCUUAAUUCUAAGACUAAUUUUUUUAAAUAAAAAAUAAAAAAAAUGGACAUUUUUGAAGAUUGGCUUUCAUAAAUAGACAAUUUGCAUUUAUUGUUAUUGUUUUUUACUGCUUCAUUGCCCUGAGGUGUAUAUAUUUCAGAACCUGGUCAAUUCUAUUAACUAAUAAAACAUUUUUAUAAUGAAUUCAGACAGUAAAUACUGUAUGAGAAGACCUUUUCCAAUACUUCAUAAAGUGAUGUAAGUUUUUUUAUCUGAAUGUUCACCGUGAGUAUAUCUAUGGAACCGGUCAAAUAAAACUUUCCAACUGUUAUUUCACAUUUUCACUAAUUUGAGGAUGUAUGAUAUAUGAAUUUUUAUUAGGCUGCCACCGGCCAGGGGAAAACUGAAAUCUUUCUCUGGAUCUCCAGGUCACAGCCACAACAGCAUAUUCAAAGGUGCACACAGUAAUGUUUUCCUCAUUGAUAAGGUUUUACUCUAAAAUAAACUGUCAUUUUGAAACAUAUGU